GCUAAAUUGAGCGACCAUGCACGUGACUGCCGGAAAUGUCUUGGCGUCUGAGACCUCCAGGUUCGGAUGCCCCUGUAAACAUCGGCUGACAUACAUAUAUCUAGGUACCCUCUGUCAUAUACAGCAGACGAACCAACGGAGAUAUGGAAUGAGACCCUGUUGCAUCGUCGUUUCUCCGCGGCAAAUCAAUCGACACAAUGGGUGAUCAAGAAAGGACCAUCAUCACUCAUUACAACCUACCAACCGCGUUUCCAAAGGAAUGGCCCAAGGAGCUAGAUGAGAGUGACGACGACGAUCUGCCGGAUGCAGUCGGUGUCAGGCGCUCUAGAUCGCGCUACUCAGCCUUGGAAAGGAGUGCGAGCGAACGAAAGAGUCUGCUUCCUGGUUCCCAACAGACUAGAGAUGGCCGAGCGAACCUCGUCCAAAAAGACGAACCUGACCCCUUGGGAGCAUAUCCCAGUGUGGUCACUGUGUUGAGAAACUACAACAUCCCUGCCGAGGAUGCUCGUGCCCGGAACAGAUUCAUGCUGUCCUCCACCACCUUUUCUCCAGGCAUGUUUUUGUCCUUGACUCAUCGUGAAGCAUCAACAGAAGAUCUACUCCGUGGACUAGAAUACCUGUCCAGAUCCAUCGAUCAAAAGUCGGCUUCUUUGAAAUCAUUGGUUGAAACCAACUUCGAACGCUUUGUCCGAGCUAAGGCCACAAUCGACAAUGUAUACACCGAGAUGCGGAAUCAAGGCGUGAACGAACCUGCUGCCGCGCCUGCAGCUGCAUCGCCUCGACAUUCACGCCGCACCAGCGGCAUGCAUUUCCGCAAUGUCAGUAGCGGGAGUGCUGCUGGGUUGACGACACCAGCGCCGCCACCUCCAAGCAAAAAUGCCCUUCGAAAGGAGACGGAUUAUGGCGUGCAAGGGAUCAAAGCACCACUCUUGGAGGUCUCGCAAAAGGCUGAGGACGUCUGGGGUCCGGCUCUUGGUGGCAAAGAGCGUGAGGCCAACUUGAAAGCCAUCGCCGAAGCCAUUGCGAAGAAUCGCGCAUUAUACGAGCUGGGCUCGAAUCUGAGUUAUGCGAUUCGACAGAAAGACUAUGAUAGGGUUUUGGAGCUCUAUGAUGCUGCUCGACAAUAUGUGUCCGAAGCCAAGGAACUCAGCGAGAGUGUAGCACAGUACGGUCGCACGCUCUCGGACGAUCAGGUCCACAGAAUCCUGGCGAUUGGGCGGAUGUGGCACGAUGCAGAAGAGCAAGCCAAGAGUCUGAAAAGGGAUCUUUGGCGCCGAUUGUCCAACGUUUCAGCCGCAAUGCCACUUCCAGGAGCGUCCCAAGCAGAGGAACACAUCGAACUCAUUCGUGUGCUAUUACAUCUUGGUGUUGAGGAGAGCCCAAUCUGGAUCUUCCUUCUGGAACGGUACGACUAUCUGAAAAAUAAAAUCGCGGCGGUGGUCGAAAGAUCGAAAAUUGAGAUUGAGAUCCUGCGUCGUCGACUUGCAGCCGGAGAGGCAUCAUCGUCUGAGACGGUCGCUGCAUUCCUCCGACAAGCGUCCAAAGACCGCCCAGAUGCUCUUGAUAGCGAGGACGUCGUUGACUUCUGGAACUGCAUUGUGACCUAUUUGACAAAAUUGCUUUCUCUCUCAAAUGGACUGCUGGGCGAAGUCGUUGAUUUCUGGGAGUCCGCCCAGUCCUUCAUUGAUGGUAGCAAACAGAAAACACUGCCAUUGGGCUGGGAAGGCGAGAGCAGCAAACACCAUCAGCUGGGCGAGUCUGAGGCCAAUGACCUGCGUAAGGGGCUGGGCGAAUUAGUCGCCCGUCUCAGAGAUGCUGUGUUCUCUCUCUUCGCCGAUCCUCCAACCGAUGAUAUCUCCUCACUCUUCUCGCCACUCCCUGAUUCUGCCGGUACUCCUGCAACUCCUCUCACAGCCGCUGCUUUCUCCCCGACAGACGGCCGCAUCGGCAGAUUGGAUCCACAACAGUUGCCUGCAGCAGCCGCGAAAAAGGGUGAAGCCUGGGAAGACUUCGCUUUCUGGCCGCCACGAUCCAACGCCCUCAGUGCUGUGCAUUACCUCGAAAAGAUCCUUGCCCUUGUCGGAGCAGCUGCCAGUGAGAUGGUAGCUCUGGGUCCGGUGAGCAACAACAAUGCGGUCUAUGACAAGAUCAAAGUCAUGGUCAGUGGAGCUCGCGAAAGGUGCAUGCGUGCGGUCUGUGAAUCAUGGAAUAAGGAUGCUGAAAGUUGCAAAUCCCUCGAAGACUGGAUCAGAACUCCGGAGAAAAGAGACCAGACACGUAUGCCCAUGUACUUUGAAGCAUACGAGCGAAAAGUCUUGUUGGGAAUGCAGCAAGUCUUGUACUUCUCGAACACGAACACCAAACCAGGAAGCCGAGAAAUCAUCACUCCACCGUCUUCCAAGCUUCUGCAGAUGGUCCGCACACAGUUUGUCAGCAGUGUGUACAAAGCCGUCAGCGGCAUGCUUGAAAAUGCAGAAACAUCGACACAAGGUGAGAACAAUGAUUGGGUCAUCGUCACAAGUCUUGAUUCCGUGGCCGAGGGUGCCGCACCAAGUGAGAUGAUAAUGCAAGACGCAAUCAAUCCAUCAAGCCGGAAUACCAAGAUGCUCUUGACGAUGUCGAAUCUCAAAGCACUGCGCAACGAGCAUGUGCCGUCUCUCAUCCAGCUUUUCGAGUCGUCCUUUUCCGUGAAGCUAGCGGAAGAGUCCAAGACGAUCAGAGAUGUCUUCGGCCAGAUCGACGCGAAGCUUUUCCAAUCAUACACGCGGCCAAUGGUUGCAACAUUAGCCAAGAUCAUCAAAGACGGCAUCAAUGCGCCUGACUGGGCCCCGACUACAAGCCGACCAGAUCAAGUCAGACCAUAUGUCUACGCUGCGUUGAUGACUCUGGUCAUGGUUCAUACGGAAGUCUCUACAACCGUAUCGAGUGCAGGUGGGAGCAGUCCUCUCCUGAGCGAGGUCCUGUCGUACCUACUAGAGAACAUGUCCCAGGCUCUUCUGGAUGGCUUUAAAGAGCGCAAGCCAAACACAUACACCUUGCCAGCCCUGAUGCAAGCCACCCUUGACACAGAGUUCAUUGCGCAGACGAUGACACACUAUGCGACGGCCAAGGCUGGGGAGAUUCAAGGACAGAUUUACACCGAAUUGGACAAGCGCACCACCAACGAAGCUAGGACAAGGCUGCAACAGGAACUGGGUGACAUGAGAAUCGUGUUGAAGAAACUUCGCGAAGGCAGCAGGAAUAGCUUUUCUUGUUUUAAGCGACAGCGGACAUCUGAGAAGGAUAGAAGUGGUCGGCCAGAGCGGAAAGCCACUGGCACAUGAAUCGUCCAUGAACACGAAGGG
Molecule: messenger RNA, 3344 nt
Organism: Exophiala viscosa
Lineage: Eukaryota; Fungi; Ascomycota; Eurotiomycetes; Chaetothyriales; Herpotrichiellaceae
Product: exocyst complex component Sec5-domain-containing protein
Exons: 1
Coding region: 198-3323 (1041 amino acids)
Biological process (GO): exocytosis; Golgi to plasma membrane transport
Cellular component (GO): exocyst
Source: RefSeq, a predicted model, not a curated record